AUGGGUCGUAAUGAGGAAGGAGGGCCGAUACCUAUGCUGGGCAUGGGUCUUAAUGAGGAAAGAGAGCCGAUAUCAAUGUUGGAUAUGGGGGAGUCUGCUCCUGCGCCGACCUCGGAGAAUAUACCAUGGGGUAGAUUGCAACCUGCAAGGCUAAAAUUUCUGAAGCAUGGGACAUUGGCUGAGAAACGGCUUAGUGCCUGGCAGCACUGGGCUGCUGUAACACUGACCUCCAUGGCGAUAAUGGUCAUAGCGGCUCACUUCGUGGUCUGCUUCCGGGGUAUGUGUUCGAAAGGCGCUGGGAGUAGCGACCUCAGUGCUCAGCCGCAGCAACAGCAGCAACUCGAUAGUGCUGGUCAUGCCACUAUGGCUUAUGGGGUGCCUAUUAAUGGCAGCUAUCCCUUGCGUACAUUGAUAUCACCAGGAGAGGGGCCGACUGCAUCUGUGAAGGGGCAAGGCUCGUCAGCAAGAGGUAGUAAGUGUGGUCCUAAUGGUGGCUGUAAGAGCGGCCCUAGACAACAGCUGCAGUUCGAUAGGUUUGUAGUGCGAGGAGCAAAUACGGGCCCAUCAGCAGCCUCGGCCUUUGGAUCGAAGGUCUUGUCAGUAGGUGGCCCUCAUGGGUACCAUAAGGUUAAUACGUGGGGUUAUGGUGGGAGGUAUACCCCCGGUCUAAGAGGAGGAUACUAUUAUAGGCAUAGUUAUGGUAUGAAGGAUAUGUUCAACAUUGCCUCUGGUGAUGAUAACGAGGAUGAUGAUUAUGGAAGCAUAGAGGGUCGGGGUACGACAGCAGGAGAGGUCUAUUACGGCUUGGAUGGUCGAGCACGCGUGGUUCAAUAUCCACAGACGUUGGUGGUACCUGAGGACGAUGAGACCCCUGAGGAAUUCGCAGCUCGGCAGAAGGGUCGGAGGACAUACGAGCAUUGUGGUGGGGUCACCCCAGCUUGGCUGGGACGUUGA
Perkinsus marinus ATCC 50983 is the source of this 954-nucleotide messenger RNA. RefSeq lists its product as hypothetical. The transcript has a single exon. NCBI's taxonomy places the organism in Eukaryota, Perkinsozoa, Perkinsida, Perkinsidae. The record is from RefSeq and is a predicted model, not a curated record. The coding region runs from base 1 to 954 and encodes 317 amino acids.